Rhineura floridana is the source of this 3876-nucleotide messenger RNA. RefSeq names its product DIS3 like 3'-5' exoribonuclease 2 (gene DIS3L2). Gene Ontology annotation, cellular component: exosome (RNase complex); P-body. NCBI's taxonomy places the organism in Eukaryota, Metazoa, Chordata, Lepidosauria, Squamata, Rhineuridae. Gene Ontology annotation, biological process: miRNA catabolic process. The record is from RefSeq and is a predicted model, not a curated record. Gene Ontology annotation, molecular function: 3'-5'-RNA exonuclease activity; RNA binding.
AGAAUGCCCUCAGCCUGACCCGGAAGGAGAAGAAGGCAGGAAGUGGGGACUUCUAAAGCGCCUCUUUGAUGUAACAUUCCUGGGAUAUGGAACCGCAAGGAUGUGUGCGAGGUGCUCCUGGCCACGCUCCCAAAGACGGCCCAUGCAAGCCUGCCAUCCCUCAGAAGAACGCGUAUGCGAGGCUUGUGCAGAAGCACCACAGUGGACGGUUCCGCUCCUAUUUGAACCACAUUGCUCAGAAGCUCCAGCUGGAGGAGGGCACCCUCAACGACUCGGGUUCAGAUGCAGAGCCGUCCUUGAAAAGGGGCCUUGUGAGAGAGGCCCUGUCAAAAAAUGGGGUGAAAGGGCCUGGCAGCUCACCGGUCAAAACACUGCAGCCAGGCCAGCUGGAGCUGGGAAGAUCUGAACGGCUGGGUGAAAAUAAAGAGGAAGGUUUUGCCAAGAGGCAGCACCGUCAGAGAGAAGCCUGCGCCGGCAAAGGGGAUGAUGAGGAUGAGUUUGCAGAAGAAGAUGAUCCACAUGAAGAUGCAGCUGUCUUCGUACGAACAGAGCUGGGCAGCCACGGGAUGUUGCCCAAAUCAGCCAUCUUCCUUCCCCAAACCUCCAGCUCUGGAGAGAGGGGCAAAGAGGAGUUUUGGAGGAGCAAGUGCAGCGGUAGUGACAGUCCUGCUCUCUUGUGUAGAGCAGGUGGCUCCAUUUCUGCUGGACAGUUCAAUGUGGAUUUGUCUGCAGUGAAUGCCAGGAAGGCCAGUCUCUCGUCCAGCCAAAUGCAUGUUGCAGACAAGCAAGGCUUGGUGAGGCCCAGAAACAACUCUGAAUCGGCCAGAGUCCCCCCAAAUGCGGAAAGGAGGCGACAGCUCUCUGAAUCACAUGCAGACACCAUGAGCAACUCUGACUGCAGGAUGAGCCUCCGACAGCUGGGAACCCCCAGAGGAGGUCCCCACACUACCUGCUCAACCCCUGGCGACAGAAAGAAUCGGAGUAAGCAGACUCGGGGGCGGAAGAAAGUGUUUGAAGCCUACAUAUCAAAGGAGGAUGUCUCAGCAGGACUGAAAAGGAAAACGCUUAUCCAGGGAUCCCUGAGAAUAAACCCCAAGAAGUACCAUGAAGCCUUCAUUCCAUCUCCAGACGGCACCCGAGAUAUCUUCAUUGAUGGAGUUGUUGCUCGCAACAGAGCUCUGAAUGGUGAUAUUGUGGUGGUGAAGCUGCUUCCAAAAGAUCAAUGGAAGGUAAUCAAGCCAGAUGGUUGUGACACCGAAACGACAGAAAAUGCUCAAGGAGCAGCUGCCCCUGGGAAUUCCCCGGGCCGCUGCAUGCUUCGCAGUCCAGUAAAAGGCGAUGCUCACAACCCAGAUGUUGUUAUAGAGGCUCAGUUUGAUGGCGAAGAUGUUGAGGGCGAGCAAGACUGCCCAAAAGAAGUCAAGGAUCUCAAGCAGCUGUCCUUGGGGGCUGGAGAAAGUGGGAAGGAUCUGGAGAUUUGUGGCAACCUCCAUGUGAAGCAGGAAGACUUCUCCAAGGCAAAUGAUCCAGAUCAGUUCCUGCAGAAGACUGCCAAGGUGGUCUACAUCUUGGAGAAGAAGCAUUCCAGGGCAGCGACAGGCUUCAUCCGCCUCUUGACUGAUCGCAACAGUGAGCUAUUCAAGAAGUGUGCCAUGUUCUCACCUGUGGACCACAGAGUGCCACGAGCAUAUGUGGCCUUGGCCGACUGUCCACCAGAUUUCGCCACUAGGCCCGAGGACUACUCCAACAUGCUCUUCAUCUGCCGCAUUGUGGAUUGGAGGGAAGACAGCAAUUUUGCCUUUGGGCAGUUGGCCCAAAGUCUUGGGCAGGCUGGCGAAAUUGAGCCAGAAACGGAAGGCAUCGUGACGGAAUAUGGUGUGGACUUUUCAGACUUCUCUCCAGAGGUCCUGCAGUGCCUGCCCCAGAGUCUGCCCUGGGUUAUCCCACCAGAAGAAUUUGCCAAAAGGAGAGAUUUAAGGCAAGAAUGCAUCUUCACCAUUGAUCCGUCAACUGCCAGGGACCUUGACGACGCUUUGUCUUGCAAACUGCUUCCAGAUGGUAACUUCGAAGUGGGCGUUCACAUUGCAGACGUGAGCUAUUUUGUGCUGGAAGAAACGGUGCUGGAUGAAACGGCUAGCAAGAGGGCCACAAGCGUCUACCUUGUGCAGAAGGUGAUUCCCAUGCUUCCCAAGUUGCUCUGUGAGGAGCUGUGCAGUCUCAAUCCCAUGACAGACAGACUCACCUUCUCCGUCAUAUGGAAGCUGUCUCCUCAAGGCAAGAUUCUUGAUGAAUGGUUUGGGCGGACUGUGAUCUGUUCCUGCGCAAAACUCAGCUACGACCAUGCCCAAAGCAUGAUUGAGAACCCUGAGAAGGUGUUUGCAGCGGAGGAACUCCCCCCUAUCUCUCCCCAGCAUUCAGUAGAUGAAGUUCGCCGGUCAGUCCUCAACCUCCACCAAAUUGCCAAGCAGCUGCGUGAGCAGCGAUUCACGGACGGGGCUCUCCGCUUAGAUCAGCUGAAACUCUCGUUUACUUUGGACAAGGAGAGCGGGAUGCCACAAGGCUGUUACAUCUAUCAGUACCGGGACAGCAACAAGCUGGUGGAAGAGUUCAUGCUGUUGGCAAACAUGGCCGUGGCCCAUCAGAUCUACCGCUCCUUCCCAGCAAAAGCUUUGCUGCGCCGGCAUCCCCCGCCCCAGACCAAGAUGCUCAAAGACCUCGUGGAGUUUUGCAGCCAGAUGGGCCUGGAGAUUGACUGCAGCAGUGCCAAGGCCUUGCACGAAAGCCUGAAUGAAACCUUUGGAGCUGACCAAUAUGCUGAAGCCAGAAAGGAGGUGCUGACCAACAUGUUCUCCCGACCCAUGCAAAUGGCUGUCUAUUUCUGUGCUGGAAUGUUAGAGGACGAGACCCUCUUCCACCACUACGCCCUCAACGUGCCCCUGUACACCCACUUCACGUCGCCCAUCCGCCGCUACCCCGACAUCAUUGUGCAUCGGCUGCUCUCAGCUUCCCUUGGCUCUGGCCCCGCCACGAGGAUGGAGGCGGCUGAUAUCCAGCAGCAAGCAGAGCACUGCAACGACCGGAAAAUGGCUUCCAAGCGGGUGCAGGAGCUCAGCGCAGAUCUUUUCUUUGCCGUCUUUGUGAAGGAGUGUGGCCCCCUGGAGUCAGAAGCCAUGGUGAUGGGCGUCCUCAACGAAGCCUUUGAUGUCCUGGUGCUGAGAUUUGGCGUCCAGAAGCGCAUCUAUUGUAACGCCUUGCCGCUGGUGGGCUUCCAGUUCCAGAAGUUGGGCAAGAAGCCACAGCUGACGCUGAUGUGGGAGCCAGAGAGCCUGGAGCAGGAUGCUGUGCAACAGGUCAUUACCGUUUUCACCUUGGUGGAGGUUGCCCUGAGGUCCGACAACGUCCCCUUGAAGUACAGUGCGGUGCUGAAGAGGCCUGGUGGGGAGCAGUGAUGGCCCCCGCGUCCGGAGAUGGGCCUUGCCCAGCUGACACUGCCAAAGCCAUGCUGAGGGGCCAUACCCUUCAAUGACUCUCUGGGGGAAAUCAGGCUGUGGACCUCUUUGUUUUCUUUUUUGUGAAUGGCUUUUGUUUUAUCUCUGGAUUUUAACCCAAGCCGGGAGCAGGGCAGCUCUGAAGCCAUUCCCAGUGGCUGCAGGAACAUGAACUAUUCCCAGCUUCCAGCUUUUUAGGCCCUCCCUUUCUUAAACACGGCCCUUGCAAACGACACGCAGGAACGUGGAGCAGCCCAGCCUGAGUGGGUGGGUUGCCUGUGCCGUAAGGCAUUCCUUGCUUUGUGUUCCUGGACAUGUGGCUAGCCAGCGGGCUGCAAAGGCCAUUUACACGGAGCUCUCAGUCGUGUAAUAAAAGCCUUGCUCAACA